UAUAAGGUUCGUAGAAUUUAUUCAAAGGACACGAAAAUACUGAAAGGUACAGCUUCGACCACCUCAAAUUCCAUCAAAAGACAUGAAAACAUCGAAAGGUACAAAAACACAGAAACGCUCCUCCUUGUUAAGGAUAAAAUGCCAAUAGCGUGGGCUCACUUGAAGGCAGCAGUGAACCGAUCUCAGCCAACAAACACGCAAUCAACCAUAAUGCAUCCAGGAAGAAGCAAAUUGAUGAUAUUUCUUUAAAAGCUAGGUGCUCUAUCUAAUUGUUGUCAUGGCGAGACCUCGAUUUCCACUACACAUUAUCCCCCCGCAGGCAACCAUGAGGCUGCUGAGGCAAAAGAGGCUAGGCCCUUUGUUAUGCUAAACAUUGAACAGUUUGAGUAUGUUCGAUUGCAUACAUCUCUUUGUGAAGCCUGUUCAAUCGCUCAUAUCUCUUCGUCAAGUCCCUUUCAGUCGUUCUCAUUCGGGGUUUCUCAUCCGGGGUCUCUCCAUGUCCACGCCCACCAAGAAGAGGACUGUAUUCUAACAGAGGGUUCACGGAAACCAAAGCUGACACGUCCUCGUUUCACUCCCUCAUAAAAGGAAACCAUUAUUCAAUUUAAAGCUAGCUGUCAAAGCGCGGGAAGGUCGUUCUUAUAUCGCAGAAUCUAUCAGUCACCAUGAAAUUCGAGAAACCUCCGCUUUAACGGAUUAGAAUAGGAUUUUCUCAAUAUAAGACUGGGUUUGAUUAUUUUGAUAUAUGACGAUGCACUUUUCUCAAUAUAAGACCUAUGAAGUCUUUCAUUUUAUUGCUCUUGUAGCACGAUUCACAAGCAAAAAAAUGCAAAACACUUCACCGUUUGGGCUUGAAAAUCUCGUAAAACUCUAAUUUACGCAAUAGCCUCCCUUAACCGAUAUUCAUUUAUUAAAGUGCACAAUAAAGGUGAUUGAUAAGCUAAGAAAAUACGGAAUAUGGGCGUACUCCUUGGAAACGUCACAUCAAGACACAGUAAGAGAAGUGAACAAACAGUUUUCGAAACUCAGGAACUCAAACUUAGACAGAGAUAUCGACCGUCGAAUCACAUCUCCACUCAAUUCCCUUUAUUGCGGAAUAGUCCGAGGUGGUAAGAGUCGAAUAAGCGUUUUCAAACAGGCGGCGGAAGAAUAAGUAAAGGAGGCUCACACGACAAUUACAAACACACGACUCAUUAGCAACGACACACUUUCAAGCGUCGGGAAACCGCUUUGAUUUAGCAGCUUUAUUAGUAAACAUGUCGCGACUGUUUGAAUGCCUCACAAGGAAAAAAAAAAAGAUUCACUCUAUUUGCAAAGGGUUACCGCAAUCAAACGAAGUUAGAGUCUUUUGUGUUUCCUAAUCGGUCUCAAUUAGAAGAUGUAUUGCUCGUGAACCGUACUUAAUGUCACUAGGACUCUUUAAGGCAAACUUGGAUCGUCCCAUUAGAAUGAAAGGGUUAUUAAAAAUACCCUUAAGGACCAGACGUGGCAAAGUACUCCAUAAGACAUGUGGGAUUAAUACCUUGACUAUCGUCACUAUAGUAACUUACGGCAGAAAGCAUCCUUAAUGUCGCUAGUAUCUACGGCAGUAUCAUAAGACGGCGUCUAAUGCGCUAGACUACUAUCUAAAGAGACCGCAGUUCUACUAAUGAAAUAAAAUGAAACAAUCCCUCUUGGCUCGUUAGUCACCAAACACUAGGAUUUAUUAACAAAAAUGUGAUAAAAGCAAUAUCCGUACACAGACAAUUUUAAAGUAACAUUAAAAUCUAGAGAUAAAUCGUUCGAACACUGUUGGUGCUUGGACAUUCAUUGCCAGACUGAUCCGGUUAGUCGAUAUUGCGGCUGAUAUUUGUCGUUUGCUUCCCGCCUUUCCGAUAUUCGUUGGUUUGCUUUUCGCCUUGCUCGCGCCAUAAGCAACACACCCGGUGCAUCUCGAUGACAUCUCAACAAGGAAGUCGCAAAAGUGUCAAGGGACCAAAUACAGUCUUGCUCAGCCAAACGCAGAUCUGUACAGAUCUCAAACGUGCAGUAAAAUCUAUGUUCUCUCUAUUAACGGUCAAUGAGCCGGUCGGUUCAAAUUACUCAUUGACAGAGCCUAGGCUACCUGUGAAAAGACUGGUGGGCCUCCGAACUAUUAACAGCGUUGGCUCGUUUGAGCUCACUGAACUAUAAACAGCGUUGACUCGUUUGGGGCUCACUGAACUAUUAACAGCGUUGGCUCGUUUGGACUCACUGAACUAUUAACAGCGUUGACUCGUUUGGGCUCACUGAACUAUUAGCAGCGUUGACUCGUUUGGACUCACUGAACUAUUAACAGCGUUGCCUCGUUUGGGCUCACUGAACUAUUAACAGUGUCAACUCGUCUGGGGCUCACUGAGACUAUUAACAGCGUUGACUCGUUUGGGAUAACUGAACUAUUAACAGCGUUGACUCGUUUGGGCUCACUGAACUAUUAACAGCGUUGCCUCGUUUGGACUCACUGAACUAUUAACAGCGCUGACUCGUUUGGACUCACUGAACUAUUAGCAGCGUUGACUCGUUUGGACUCACUGAACUAUUAACAGCGUUGCCUCGUUUGGGCUCACUGAACUAUUAACAGCGUUGCCUCGUUUGGGCUCACUGAACUAUUAACAGUGUCAACUCGUCUGGGGCUCACUGAACUAUUAACAGCGCUGACUCGUUUGGGGCUCACUGAACUAUUAACAGCGUUGCCUCGUUUGGACUCACUGAACUAUUAACAGCGUUGCCUCGUUUGGGCUCACUGAACUAUUAACAGCGUUGCCUCGUUUGGGCUCACUGAACUAUUAACAGUGUCAACUCGUCUGGGGCUCACUGAACUAUUAACAGUGUUGACUUGUUUGGGCUCACUGAAUUAUUAACAGUGUCAACUCGUUUGGGGUUCACUGGGCUAUUAACAGUGUUGACUUGUUUGGGCUCACUGAACUCACUCGUUAGGGCUUGUUGUCUAUUCUUGGUUUAGUUGCACAUAAACUUUUGAAGAUCGAUGAUAAAAAAGCAUAUUAGGGUUAGAUUAAUUUGACGGGAAAUCAAAGAAUAGAAACCGCUAGAACGUGAUCGUUAGAGGCAAAUACAAGAAAAUGAACUGGAAAGAGAGAUAAUCGAAUAAGGAAACGAACCAGGAUGUGUUUUCACGCUUCUAUUGUCAUUCUGUAACGCGCGCUAUGCCAUCUGAAGCAAACAAUGAAACACGUACAAGGAGAUCUGCUAUCUGGGAAGCCUGAGGCUGUGAAAGGAAUGUACUAACAGUAUAGUCAGCCUGACACUCCGCAGCAGGGGGACCGUACGAUAGUCUAUCCUGAAUGAAUCUACUAGGGAUGUAAAAUAAAUGUAAAUAAUGGCGCGUAUUAAAUGCAAAAUAGAUUAUGUCUCGUAGCAGGGGCAAAUUUUAAAUAGAAAACACUGGAAAAAUCUAGUGAGAAUAAAAAUAAUACCUGCGUGAAUUCUCCCAAGAAUAAGAUGCUAAAUCCUCCGUCCUUUGUGAACCAAGUGGAAAGCUGUUUAUCUAGAUAAAUGUGAGGCAAGUAAAAAAGUAGUAGAAAUGAAAGAAUGGGAAUUCUAGCAUUUUUGAAUUACUGUCAGAUGAAAAAGUACUCGUCUGUGCUAGUACAAAAUCGGGUAAAAAUGGUAAUCAUGGAAUAUAAGGAACCAAUAAUGCGGCUUUUACAGUAAUAACCGUUUUGUAAGAAAAAAAAACAAUUUCCAUGGUAAAAAAUAUAGGAAAAAAUAUAUAUCUAUAAAAUGAUACGUAAGUCCAUUUAUAUGUCCACUUACAUGGUUGGAAUUAUCUUUUCUGAAAUACUCUCUGAAAAAUUAACAAAAGCUGGUGGUGCUCCUUAGCAUACUCUUAAACCAGUUAAUGCAUAAAUCACAGUAUGCUAAGGUAAGAAUCUCGACGAGACAUUUGGAAAGCGCUAGAAGUCACAUGUUAUCAUUUGCGCCCAUCACACCAAGGCGAGAAACUCCGGUCAGGAGAGAAAAGUGCACAAAACACGAACACAAGCUAAAAAAAAAACACAAAACAAAUAAAAGGAAAGGAAAUUUCGCUGAAGAAAUAAAAAAUAAAAUAGAAAUAAGUAGCACUGAGAUAAAGGAAAGUUCGAGAGCAAAUAUCAGUAAUAGAAUAGGAGGGGCCUGUCAACUGAUAGUCCAGCAUAAUCCAACAUGUUCCAUAUGGAAAAUGAGAGCAAAGAUAGCCGGCUAAAGGGCGAAUCAUUCGCUUAAAAAGGCAACGCUCAAGGCUGUUUGAACUCGGGGUUUUUCACGCUAAUUGACAAAUUACGCAUUUUCGAUGGUGUGUUGUGAUGUGAUCGCAUAAACAUAGAGUGGUCAAUAUGCGGUAUUUUUCUGCCGAUAGGGAAUGUGAAUUCUUAGAACAGCUGUCUGAAAAACAUCCAUCAGAUAUUGGACUGCGGAAGUAGCGUGAUUAUAGAGAGGUUUUGCAAGCCGUAGAGCGCUAUCGCAUUCCUGUCUAGAUAUUCCCAGAGAUGGCUGAGUAAAUAGCUGCGAGGGAUAUCCGCCAUCUAUGAGCAGUCCGGAUAGAGCUAUCACACAGGAAGACUCGCGCAAAAAUUGAACAUAGCGAGAAGCCAUUCCAAACACCUUUCCAAGCAACAAUAUCAUCGCUUGAUGAAAGACGUUGUAAUCUAAUAGCUCGGGAUAAAAUACUCAUAAAUACGCAAGGAAAUGAAGACAUAAUUUGAUCUACUGGAGAUCAGAUGAAGUCAUAAAAGGAACAAGCUAAUGUUGAAAUCAAAUGUAACUGAUGAUUUGGAGUAGAACCUGCUAAAAAAUCCAAAAACAGCUGUACUCUGACAACGGUAAGAGCUCGCCUUUAGACAAGAGAGUUCAACCGAUCGCGCGCCGGAUUAACCAGAGAUUGUGAAUUCUGAACACGAGAAGGGCUCAGUGAAAAGUAAAGUAAAAGUUAUUCGUUGUUAGGUGCGCACUCGAUCAUCCGGGAACUUUACGCUUUCUGGCGGGAAAAAAGGGCAAUAUCGUCGAUCUUUUUGUAAGGUUUAGUGAUAAGCACAUCACUAAGUAGCCGGGAUCUUAGGGAUUGCCGCAUCAUGAUGGAAGGGAACAUUAGCGAGGUUUGGAACUGGACCGAUGAAGGAUACAAAGAUGAAGAAGGCAUGAAAGACAUGGCUCCACCCGGGUUCAGCACGGCGGUUGACACACUACCCAUCAUCCUUAGCGUGCUGAUAGUCAUCGCCAAUUUGCUGGUCAUGGUCCUUGUCGCGCUUAACCGCCGACUGAGGACGCUGACCAACGCGUUCCUGGUCAGUCUGGCCGUGUCUGACCUGGUCACGGGUGCCGUCGUCAUCCCGCUCAACCUUGUGUGCUCGUGCACCUACGAUGCCAUGGUCUGCACCAUCACGCCCAUCACGUGGCGAUUCACGUCCAUCUCCUCCGUGCUUCACCUAAUGGUGGUCACCGCUGAUCGGUACGCCGCCAUCGUGUACGCCAUCCGUUACACCACCAUCAUCACCAAGUCCUUCGCGCUCAUCAGUACCGCGCUGAUCUGGGCCUGCUCGUUAUUCAUGGCGCUGAUACAGUUCGCGUGGUGGCCGAAGAACAUCGAGAGCAUGACGGAGGAGCAGAAGGCGGCGGCGGAGGACAGGUCUGCGCAGGCGCAAGCCAUCUACCAUCUCGUCACGCUCGCCCUGUUCUUCGCCAUACCCUUCGUUCUGCUUAUCUUCUCUUACAUACGAAUCUUUAUGAUCGUGCGUUACCACGAGCAACAGAUCAAGAAGGUCAACCGUCCCGCUGGCCUCCUUAUUCCCGAGGAGAAGAAAUCCAAGAGCUUCAACAUCCAGGCUCAGUGGAAGUCUGCCAUUAUCUUCCUUGUGAUGGUCAUCGUGUUUGCUGUUUGCUGGCUUCCCUACUACAUGCACGGACUCAACGAGAUCAUACAGCUCUACAACCUGCCCCACUGGGCCGAGUACGUGUUCUUUUACUACCCGCGCUUCUUUACCUCGUUAGCAAACCCCGUCCUUUACAUCCUGGGCAAGCACGACUUCAAGAAAGCUCUUUUCCCACCAAAACCCGAGUCGAGGACACAGACAACGUCACUAGAGCACCGCGCCUCUAACGCCAAGUCCUCUUUGAUGUAGUGAUCACGUGAUCUGAAUGCGAACACGCAAUUGGACACAAUUGAUAGCGGGAUCAUGUGAACACACAUUAUACAAACUGGACAAAAAGUUCGCCAUGUGUUAAUGUGAACACACAUUGUACAAAUUGAAACACAAAGUUCGCCAUGUGAUAAUGUGAACAAACAUCGUACAAACUGGAACACAAAGUUCGACAUGUGAUAAUGUGAACAAACAUCGUACAAACUGGAACACCGAGUUCGCCAUGUGAUAAUGUUAACACGGAUUGUACAAAUUGGAACACAGCAUUCACCAUGAUUAAUGUGAACACACAUUGUACAAACUGGAACACCGAGUUCGCCAUGUGAUAAUGUGCUGUUUUAAGGCAUAACUGGCUCAUCGCACGAAAAACUCAAGUAAAAGUUGCUCGUGUGGAUAGCACGUCUACAGGAACGACUAGAAUUGUCAAGAAAUACUUAAGGCACGCGAAAACAUGUACAAAGGAAUCUAUACAUAUUAUAUCUAUACACUCCAUCUAUAUACUACAACUAUAAACUCCUUCUAUAUAC
This is a messenger RNA of Nematostella vectensis (starlet sea anemone), 6679 nucleotides long. Its product is annotated as histamine H2 receptor. The record is from RefSeq and is a predicted model, not a curated record. Gene Ontology annotation, biological process: G protein-coupled receptor signaling pathway. The transcript is spliced from 3 exons. Gene Ontology annotation, cellular component: membrane. The coding region runs from base 5088 to 6134 and encodes 348 amino acids. Lineage: Eukaryota; Metazoa; Cnidaria; Anthozoa; Actiniaria; Edwardsiidae. Gene Ontology annotation, molecular function: G protein-coupled receptor activity.